Dentiscutata erythropus is the source of this 237-nucleotide messenger RNA. NCBI's taxonomy places the organism in Eukaryota, Fungi, Glomeromycota, Glomeromycetes, Diversisporales, Gigasporaceae. The record is from the annotation of a GenBank genome assembly.
AUGGUUGAAAAAAAAAUUAUCAACAUCUCGAUUAAAUUGUUUUGGGAUGACAAUUCAUCAGCAACAUUUAAUGGUCCUUUAGAAUUUACAAUUAUCUUAAACCAUAGUUGUACAACAAUCAAAAAUCUGGACAUACCAGGCACUGUUCUUUUAAACGAAAAAAGUUACCAAAGGAUAACAGAUGAACCUAUUCAUAGUGAUAUUCAUGAUUUGCUUAAUAAUGUUUCCUUGGAUGAG